Molecule: messenger RNA, 1671 nt
Organism: Trichobilharzia szidati
Lineage: Eukaryota; Metazoa; Platyhelminthes; Trematoda; Strigeidida; Schistosomatidae
Source: the annotation of a GenBank genome assembly
AUGGAUUUAGCAGUCAAUUACGAAGACAACAUAUUUUUGAAGAUAUGGUCGGGGACUCCUCAAACAGCUAAAUCGCUAACCGACUAUACUACUCUUAAAUACAUGCUUAGAAUAGUUUUAACAGUAUUUAUCAUUUCUAAUGUUUGGAUUCAGAAUUCCAGUACUGUCCAUUUUGAGUAUUCAGCAAAUUUGAAUAGGAAUGAUGCAUAUAGUCUUAAAUGGUCAAUCGAUAAUCAACAAAAAUGGCUAAAUUUCUCUGUUUGUUUCAAUAUCAUGGAAGCGAAUCAGCCUACAGCAAAUAAAGUAAAUUAUGAAGUAGAUAGGACGAGGCUACCGGAAUUUUUCGGCAUCGGAUUUGGACAAAAGGAUGAACCAGUUGGUGUGGAAUUCUAUAUGUUAUACUUUCCAUUUCUUAAUAAAGCAUUCAGGAAGGAUUAUGAAUAUUUUUUCAUGGAAGGUUAUACAAAUGAAAACACAGUCCUUCAGUUUAGGAAUUCUACAGAAAGCGUAUUGUACAAAGUGAAUCAAAUUAAAACUGACCAUCCAAAGAUAUGUUUUAAAUUUGGAAGAAAAGCCAUUUCUUGUCAUGAAAAUGGUUACACAAUUAAUAAUCAAACAACUCGUGUCUUCUUAUUCCACAGUAAUAAUGAACAAUUGACUCUAAAUGAUGAAAUAAAAGCUUAUUGGCUCUACCGUUUCACAAUGAGUCCAUUAAUUCUCUUGGAUAAUAUUGAAAUGAAACAGAUCCCACAUAAAAAGUUAUUUCUUCAAUUAUUAAAAAGUCCAGUGUACACUGGACUGACAAUGAAUAAACACAUUCACAUACAUUUAGCUCGUGUUGAACAGUAUGAAAGUGAUAUUAUUCCGGCAAGUCAAGGAUUGGUUCAUCAUAUGGAAAUCUUUCGCUGUCCAGGAAAUGCAAAUAUCCCACAUUACAAUGCUCCAUGUAAUUCAGAAAUGAAACCAAUUGGUUUGUCUCACUGUAGAGAAGUAAUUGCAGCCUGGGCUAUGGGGACAAUUGGUCUGACUUUUCCUGAAGAAGCUGGAAUUCCUGUCGGUGGAGCUAGAGGAAGAGAGUACGCUGUCAUCGAAAUACACUAUAAUAAUCCAGGAAAUUUAUCGGGUAUCAUAGACAAUAGUGGAUUUCGUCUUUAUAUUACAAGUAAACGCCGACCAUAUGAUGUGGGUGUAAUGGAACUUGGGUUAGUAUAUUCACCAAACAGUGUUAUCCCUCCGAGACAAUCACAGUUUACGUUAAUUGGUUAUUGUGAUGCACAGUGUACUGAUGUGAGUUUACCAAAACCUAACGGGAUAUUUGUAUUCGCUUCACAAUUGCAUACACAUGCAACGGGAAUAAAAGUUGUCACACAUCAUUUACGCAAUGGAACAAGACUACCUGAUCUCAAUAGAGAUAAUUACUACUCACCGCAUUUUCAAGAGAUACGUCAACUUUAUGAACAAGUACAAAUUAAACCGGGUGACAGCCUGAUUACUGCAUGUACUUACAAUACAAAUGAAAGGGAACAGGUAACUUUCGGUGGUUUAGGUAUACGAGAUGAAAUGUGCUUAAAUUACAUAUUUUACUAUCCAAAAGUUAAUCUGGAAUUAUGCAAAUCCGAUGUAACUCGUGAGUCGUUACAUUCCUUUUUGAAAACAGUGGAUAAAAAGUAA